Molecule: messenger RNA, 963 nt
Organism: Centropristis striata (black sea bass)
Lineage: Eukaryota; Metazoa; Chordata; Actinopteri; Perciformes; Serranidae
Product: NXPE family member 3-like
Exons: 4
Coding region: 1-963 (320 amino acids)
Source: RefSeq, a predicted model, not a curated record
AUGAAUGCAGCAAUGUACAGAAACAUGCUAGAUGAAAACCUGGUCCAGAGCGUUCUGGAUCUCAGACUGGGGGGAAAGUUCAUCAUCAGCCACCCAAAGCACACAGCCAAGAUAACAAAGGAGUGGCCAUGGGACAACUCUGUGAUGCUGGUUCACGCUAGUGAGGCUAUCCCAGUGCUGAACAGGCUGAGCAGUGAACAUCCUGACAGGGUUUUCUUCAAGGGUGUCUUCCGCUCAGGCAGACUCACUGAAACAACCAUCUGUAACAUCUGCCUACGUCCAACACAGCAGCCGUUGUGCAACUUCACUGACCCGCGAACCUUGGUUCUGUUACAAGCCAAAGAACCUAAGCUUGGUGUCAACAUGAAAGUCUACAUUCCUGCUUCAGGACCUGCCAGUGUCCCUGUGUUGCCAAAAAAUGAAGGUCUUCAGGAGUUUGAUAUGCACACUUUUUGGCUCGCUGGACCUUUCAUUGCCUUAGACUACUCAAACAACAUCUUGGUGAAGUUUCGCUGUCAUGGUCCUCCUAUCCGCUAUGGCCCACUCCCCAUCAGGGAUCUUCAUUACAUCCACGAUGAACUCGAUGGCAUAACCGGAGGCCCCAACAAUGUCGUAGUUUUUUGUAUUUGGGCUCACCUCACCACUUUUCCCAUGGAGCUCUACAUCCGGCGGCUGCAGAACAUCCGCAGGGCGGUGGUGAGGCUGCUGGACAGGGCCCCAGGAACCAAAGUCAUCAUCCGGACGGGAAACCCUCAAGAACUUUUUGAGACAUAUAUGGAGAGUGACUGGUGCACACUGCAGCGUGAUAGGGUGCUCAGAGCAAUGUUCAAAAGACUGAAUGUUCAUCUGAUCGAUGCCUGGGAGAUGGUCCAGGCCCACUACUUUCCUCACAACCUCCACCCAGACUAUCCCAUUAUCAAGAAUAUGAUGGAUCUUCUCUUCUCCUACAUAUGUCCUCAAUAG